AUGAAUGAUUAUAAUGACCAAGCGUUGCAUGGAGAGGACUUUCCUUUAUCAACUUACAGGAGAAGAUUUCAAGCUAGGGAGAAGCUUUUAUAUACUAUCUCAGGAUUGGAAUAUGACAUCAACAAUGUAAUUGGAGCAGGAAUUUUCGUAACACCUAGCAGCGUGUGGAGAUUAGUACAAUCGCCAGGAGCUACCUUAAUGCUUUGGCUUGCUGGUGGUUUUAUAAGUUUAUUUGGUAGCAUGAUUUAUGUUGAG
This is a messenger RNA of Dentiscutata heterogama, 255 nucleotides long. The record is from the annotation of a GenBank genome assembly. Lineage: Eukaryota; Fungi; Glomeromycota; Glomeromycetes; Diversisporales; Gigasporaceae.